AUGAACUACUAACAAAAUGGUCGUUUGUUGUUGUUUUUGCACGGGCGUUGAAACAAUUCCCCGCUGUAUAUAGCAUUAAACAAUCGCCAUCGCGAGUGCUGCAACAAUUUACAUCAUUUACAUUUACAUAACGCACGCGGCGGGCCAACGAAAAUAUGUAAUAGCAAAAUCGGCAAACGAAAAACGCGUAUGGCGAAAAAUCGGGGAGCACCCAAAAAGGGAAAAAACGGCGAAUUGGCGACAACACCCAGCGUACAAAAUCCAUAGAUGGAUAAAUAAAAGCCACUGCGUUCAAUUUGUUCCUAUUUAAGUGCUUAUUAAUUCAUUUACUUGCCUAUUUGAGCUGCAAUUAAGUACCCACCGAUCGAACUUUUGGCGGCGAGGAGGAGAACAAAGCUUUCCGGGCUCUUGGCCAUGUCAUGUGGCGAGAAUUGCGACAGCUGCCACCACCGACGACGUCGUUAAUCCAACUCGGCGCCUGCAUUAGUCACUGGAGGAAUGAGGAUGACAGCCGGCCCAAGGGAACGGCGCCAGCGAAACGAACCAGAGACCGAGCCAGAACCGAAAGCCAGAAAACCAGAACCAGAAGCGGAAGCAGAAGCGACGAAGCAGCCCAAAGGCAAACAGUUAGCCAAUUAAUCUAGUAGUUAGCGAAGAAAUCCCGGUGCGGGUGCGCCGAAACGAAAGAUGUUCAAGAUUAGGCAGCGCAACUGUAUGCUGAUUGUGACGGUCCUGGUGCUGGCGCCCUGCAUUGUGAUCCUGAUGGUGAUGGGACCCGAACUAUCCACCGAACAGUCGCUGACACAGCGGCUGGCCGAAUGCCAUAUGCGGCUGCAGUACCUGGAGUCGAUGUACCGUGCCCGCCAGGAGGACGUCGCCCUGCUCUCCCAGUACCUUGGCCAAUUGCAGACCGUCAAUGGAACGGCGGCCAGUGCUGCGCCGCCGCCGCCACCUCCCCUGCCGGUGGUCAAUCUGCUCGACGGCCUGAGUCCCGAGGCGAGGCAACUGCUGCGGAACGCCUCGCACAUCAGCAAGGGUGGUGGGGCCAACGGUUCAAUGGCCCGGAGUCAGAACAUCCGACUGCCGAAUGCCUAUCACUUCCUGCCGCAUCUCCUCGACGAUGCGGGCUCCCUGCGUCCGGCGUACUUGCAAAGCAAGGGUCGCUCGGAUGUCAGCAUCGUCCUGGGCGUGCCCACCGUGCGGCGGGAGAAGCAGUCCUACCUCCUCGGCACCCUCCACAAUCUCAUCGAGAACAUGAACGAGGAGGAGCAGAACGAAACGCUGAUCAUUGUUUAUAUUGGCGAAACGGAUCUGGAAUCGGUGCAGUUUAUUGCUCGGCAAAUCGAGACGAGUUUCGAGCAGCACGUGGAGAGCGGACUGAUUGAUAUUAUAGCACCUGCUCCCAGUUACUAUCCCAACUUCGAGCGACUUCGCAUCACCUUAAACGAUCCUUUGGAGCGGGUUAAAUGGCGCAGCAAACAGAACUUGGACUUCGCCUACCUCAUGGCUUAUGCGCACUCGAAGGGAACCUUUUACGUUCAGCUGGAGGACGACAUCCUGACCAAGCGGCAGUUUAUCACCACAAUGAAGAAAUUCGCCUUGAUCAAGAGCGCCUUGACCAAACCCGAUCAGCCGGCCUGGUUUGUUUUGGACUUCUGUCAGCUGGGAUUCAUUGGCAAGAUGUUCAAGAGUGCGGAGUUGCCUUACCUAAUUACCUAUUUCCAAAUGUUCUACAAUGACAAACCAGUGGAUUGGCUGCUUACCUACUUUAUAGAGUCCAAGGUUUGUCGAACGGACAAGGAUCAGAAGCAUUGCAACCAGGAGAAGGCAAAGUACUGGCAGCACUUUCGGAAAUCCCUAUUCCAGCACAUUGGCACCAGUUCCUCGCUGAAGGGAAAGGUCCAGAAGCUGAAGGACAAGCAGUUUGGCAGCAAGGUGCCUCAGUAUUAUGCCCAUACGCAUAAUCCGCCGGCUUUGGUCAAGUCCAACAUUGCUCCGUAUAAGAACUAUCUCCUAAAAAGAGCCUACAAGGGAGAAUCCUACUUCUGGGGAUUGCUGCCGCAACCUGGCGACUUGGUGCAGAUUAUAUUCGAACGACCCACGCAACUGAGGCGCUAUCUGUUCAGGAGUGGAAACUCGGAGCAUCCGUCGGACAGAUUCUACAACACCACGGUGGAGCUGCUGCCGGUGGACACGCUGAGCGAGAACUCCUCCGUUUGGAGCAACUACAACACCACCACGGAUGGCUAUCUAGUGGUGGGUGCCUUCGAUAGUUUAGGCGUGGCCGAGGGUCUGUUGGACGUGAAGAUCGGUCCCAUCAAGGAGUUGCGCCUCCACGUGCACAGCGACAGCGAGAAUUGGGCUCUGCUUAGUGAGAUUGAGCUGCAGGAGUGGGCAAGCGAUCCCAAGUCGGAGACGAAUGCCGCAAAGCCGCGGUUUGUGGCGGGCAGCUGAUUGCUACAUCGCCACCGGCAGCGACAGGACUGGGAGGAAUAGGAAGCGAACUCCAGUGGACCCCUAAGAACCUCCUCCGGUUAAUGUCCAAUCUAAUCCCCAUCCACAAUUUGUCUAUAUCUGUUGGGAUUGGGUCGAUGGCGUUGCGAAAAAGUCGUGGGAAUCCAAACUAAUUGCUUGCGAAUCUCUUGAGAAUCGUUAACAAAUGAUUUUGAUUUUGCAUACAAAGAUGUAUUUAUUGUCUACUUGAUUACUAGACUUUUUCACCUUUUUUUUUUGCAUUGCAACAAUGUCGAUCCAACCCAAUGUCUGUACAUCUGUGUGUAUAUUUUUCGAAUGAUGCUUUUACCCUCGAAUAUCUCAAUGUGUAAAUAAUCUCCCAGAACGUAACGCUCUUGCUCUCUCGCUAACUUGUAAGUGAUUAUCCCUAGCUAUAGGAUUUAUAUUCGACUGCAGACCGAUGAUAUGGCGACUAUCCCCCAGAACCAAUUUGUUAGGGUUUCUUUAACUUAAGCGUUACAAAAAAUCUCUGCAAUAUUUUCGGCCUGCAGUCCGCCAUGAGUCUUAUUUAGUGUCCCCGAGCUAUCAGUGUAUUUUUGCGUAUAUCCAUAUGGAUUUGAUAUACUCCAAGUGCCCCUUCCAUUUUUUCGUGGUGGUUAAACCUAUUGAUAUACAUAUACAUUGUGCGGAUCAAGUUGUGGGCUAUGUAACUGAUGCGGUUUCCCUAUAUUAUUACAUAACGAUUUACGAUUUAAUUUGCUUUAUUUAUAAGUGUUAACCUCAUUCUAUCGGCAGCUGAAAAAAACACACAUUCCAAUUAAUUUUGUUUCCAUUUGCUGAAUAUCCAAGUGAUCAAGAAUCUCGAACUCGCUGAAAUCUUUUCGAUCAAUAAUCAACAUUAUCGAUCUAUGUUACACACCUAAGUUUAUUGGUUAAAAGUAUUCCUCCACUAUCUAAUAAUUAUUUAUGUUAAUUUUAUGAAUUCAUCCAGCAUGCUUAAAUCAGUUAUAUAUAGCCACCUCCUUGAACAUGAAGCCAUAACUACAUAAAUAUAAUAUGCAUUAACAUAAACAUUACAGCAUAAUAUAACGAAACGAUUUUUAGCAUUGUUGCUUUUUUACUGUGAUUUGUUAAUAAUUUUUGCAUAACAAUGAAAAACGAAUUACCUAAAUUAUAUAUACACGUAAAUAUAAACAACGCUGAUUAGCAACUGAAAAACCAAAUUCCAAAAAAAAAGAGAACAUUUUUUAUAUACAUUUGAGAAAUUUAAUGAUUGGUUUAACUAAUUGGAAACGCCAAAUUUUUUAUAGACUACGACAAAACUAUAAACGAAGAAACAUGAAUGAUGAUUGUUUAAACUUGGUUCCUGUUGAGUAACGAGAAUUGUAAUAUAUAGUGGCAUACAUAUAUAUCUUGAGUUCGAUGUUUAAAAAUAUUAUCCCAUUUGUUUCUGUUUAUGCCGCUAUAUAUAAAGUAACAAAUAUUGUAGACUGCUUUCGAUAAACUGAACAAAUUAAAGAAAUGUUUUGCAUAUACUUACUAUUGCAUAAUCAUACGAACAUAAAUAUAUAUAUUUUUAUAUAUCCCUGUGUUAUGUGUGCGGCAACUAGCAGCAAGAAUUUACGGCACUCGCUCUCCCCGAAAAAAAAAACUCAUUUUGCCAAAUUGCAACCAAUUAGCAAGCAACAAUAAUAGUUGAUAGUGAUUCAACUGAAUUAUACAUUAGCUGACAUUAUAGGCUUCCCCUUCCACGAAUCGAACCCAAAAACACCCAUAAUGAUAGUAGCUGAAUUAUUGCAAAACAAAUUACUUUUACAAUAUGCAUAAGCCGUUGGGACAACUCAAAACUUAAUCGAAAUCAAACAAGACGAACAAAUAUAUGCGUGUAAUGUGUGUAUAAGCUUAAUAAAUAAUUCAAGUAUUUGAAAAUACA
Messenger RNA from Drosophila ficusphila, 4387 nucleotides. RefSeq names its product alpha-1,3-mannosyl-glycoprotein 4-beta-N-acetylglucosaminyltransferase A (gene Mgat4a). Gene Ontology annotation, biological process: protein N-linked glycosylation. Lineage: Eukaryota; Metazoa; Arthropoda; Insecta; Diptera; Drosophilidae. The record is from RefSeq and is a predicted model, not a curated record. Gene Ontology annotation, molecular function: acetylglucosaminyltransferase activity. Gene Ontology annotation, cellular component: endoplasmic reticulum-Golgi intermediate compartment; Golgi stack; endoplasmic reticulum. The coding region runs from base 688 to 2454 and encodes 588 amino acids. The transcript has 4 exons.